Messenger RNA from Lolium rigidum, 993 nucleotides. RefSeq names its product epoxide hydrolase A-like. Lineage: Eukaryota; Viridiplantae; Streptophyta; Magnoliopsida; Poales; Poaceae. The transcript is spliced from 2 exons. The record is from RefSeq and is a predicted model, not a curated record. The coding region runs from base 1 to 993 and encodes 330 amino acids. Gene Ontology annotation, molecular function: hydrolase activity.
AUGGAGGAUGUGUUGAUCAGGCACCGAACCUUGGAGGUGAAUGACAUCUCGAUGCACGUGGCGGAGACCGGCCCUGAGAUGGGCUCCAAGGGGACAGUAUUGUUCUUGCACGGCUUCCCGGAACUAUGGUACUCGUGGCGUCACCAGAUGGAACAUCUGGCGGCGCGGGGUUACCACUGUGUUGCGCCCGACCUUCGCGGCUAUGGCGGCACCACCGCCCCACCCGAUGUAGGAUCUUACACCGCCUUCCAUAUCGUCGGUGAUGUUGUAGCUCUUCUCAAUACCCUCGAGCUCCCAAAGGUGUUCUUGGUGGGGCACGACUGGGGCGCGCUGAUCGCGUGGUACGUGUGCCUCUUCCGGCCGGACCGCGUGACGGCGCUGGUGAACACCAGCCUCGCCUUCAUGCGCAGCAUCAUGGCGCGCACCGGCCCCGGCUUCGUGAUGCCCAUCGAGUACUUCACCCGAACCUACGGCCCGUCCUACUACAUGUGCCGCUUCCAGGAGCCCGGCGUCGCCGAGGCGCGGCAGUUCGCGCCGGCGCACGCCAGGCGCCUCCUGCGCCAGAUCCUCUGCCACUGCUUCAGCCACGGCGUGGCCUGCGACGAGGAGAUGGACGACGACAAGUACCCGACCUCGACGCUCCCUCCCUGGCUCACCGAGGCCGACGUCGACUACUUGGGCGCCGAGUUCGAGCGGACCGGGUUCGCCGGCGGCAUCAACUACUACCGCAACAUGGACCAGAACUGCGAGCUGGCGGCGGCGUGGGCGGACGCCAAGGUGCAGGUGCCCACAAAGUACGUGGUCGGGGACGGCGAGAUCACGUACCACUUCGAGGGGGUCCAGGAGUACGUCCACGGGGGAGGGUUCAAGAAGGACGUGCCGCUGCUCGAGGAGGUGGUGGUCAUCCCUGGCACCGGCCACUUCCUCCAGAUGGAGAAGGCGCAGGAGGUCAGCGACCACAUCUACGAAUUCAUCGCCAAGUUCUCUCAAUGA